Messenger RNA from Calidris pugnax (ruff), 7554 nucleotides. RefSeq names its product NHL repeat containing 2 (gene NHLRC2). The transcript is spliced from 11 exons. NCBI's taxonomy places the organism in Eukaryota, Metazoa, Chordata, Aves, Charadriiformes, Scolopacidae. The coding region runs from base 132 to 2312 and encodes 726 amino acids. Gene Ontology annotation, molecular function: protein binding. The record is from RefSeq and is a predicted model, not a curated record.
GUUCCCCUUUAAGGCAAACCGGCUAAUGCGUACUUUCGCUUAGGUUUGAUUUUUGGUGAUUUACGGUUUCCCUCCCCGGCGGUGCCGAAUGUGCGGCGGCGAAUCGGCCGGCAGGUAAACAGCGUCCCGUCAUGGCGGCGGGGGGCCUGGCGGGGCUCCUGCCCGCCCAGACCCAGCUGGAGUACGCCCUGCUCGACGCCGACACUCCCCAGGAGAAGGAGAACUUGGUCUACCAGUACCUGAAGAAGAUGGACAGCCGGGAGCGGGACCUAACGGUGCCCGAGCUCGGCGGAGAUCUACAAUGGUUAAACACUGAAGGUCCUAUUUCUCUUCACAAAGACCUUUGUGGAAAAGUUGUGGUGUUGGAUUUCUUUACUUACUGCUGCAUCAAUUGCUUGCACCUGCUGCCUGAUCUCCACGCAUUAGAGCACCAGUACUCUGAUAAAGAUGGUCUUGUUAUUGUUGGUGUCCAUUCAGCGAAAUUCCCCAAUGAAAAAGUUCUGGAUAACAUUAAAAGUGCCAUUCUGAGGUAUAAUAUUGUCCACCCUGUAGUGAACGAUGCAGAGGCAACACUGUGGCAUGAACUAGAAGUGUCCUGCUGGCCAACUCUGGUCAUUCUUGGGCCUCGUGGAAACAUGCUGUUUUCGCUUGUUGGGGAGGGACACAGAGAGAAGUUGUUUUUAUUUACUUCUAUAACAUUGAAAUUCUACAAGGAGAGAGGACAAAUCAAAGAUAACAGCAUUGGAAUAAAGCUCUACAGAGACUCCCUCCCGCCUUCUCCCCUGCUGUUUCCUGGCAAAGUGACCUUAGAUAGUUCAGGAGAAAGGCUGGUCAUAGCAGACACUGGACAUCACAGGAUUUUGGUUACUCGAAAAAAUGGAGAAAUUCUACACAUCAUUGGAGGUCCAAACAGUGGAAGGAGAGAUGGAAGAUUUUCAGAGGCAGCUUUCAACUCACCACAAGGGAUCGCUAUAAAAAAUAAUGUUAUUUAUGUAGCUGAUACAGAAAAUCACCUAAUUAGAAAGAUUGACCUGGAAUUAGAGAUGGUGAGCACUGUAGCAGGCAUUGGGAUACAAGGUGUUGAUAAGGAAGGUGGAGCAAAAGGAGAAGAACAGCCUAUCAGCUCUCCGUGGGAUGUGGUCUUCGGAAAUUCAAUUUCAGGGACCCAGGAAGACGAUGUUUUAUGGAUAGCAAUGGCAGGCACUCAUCAGGUGUGGGCAUUGAUGUUGGAAGGUGGAAAACUACCAAAGGGAAGCAAUUUGAAGAAAGGGGUCUGCCUGCGUUUCGCUGGGAGCGGAAAUGAGGAGAACAGAAACAACGCGUACCCGCACAAGGCGGGCUUUGCCCAGCCCUCGGGUCUCUCGCUGGCUCCCGAGGAACCCUGGAACUGCCUCUUUGUCGCAGACAGCGAGAGCAGCACCGUGAGGACCAUCUCCCUGAAAGACGGAGCGGUGAAGCACCUUGUAGGAGGAGAGAGAGAUCCAUUGAAUUUGUUUGCCUUUGGUGAUGUGGAUGGAGCGGGCAUUAAUGCAAAGCUGCAGCAUCCCUUAGGAGUGACAUGGGACAAGAAGAGAAAACUGCUCUAUGUGGCAGAUUCCUAUAAUCAUAAGAUUAAGGUUGUAGAUCCCAAGAUGAAGAACUGUGCUACGCUGGCGGGCACAGGAGAGGCAGGAAAUGUUAUUGGUUCCAGCUUCACACAGUCAACUUUUAACGAACCAGGGGGUUUGUGUGUGGAAGAAAAUGGCCGCUUGAUGUACGUCGCAGACACAAAUAAUCAUCAGAUUAAAGUGCUGGAUUUGGAAACAAAAAUUCUUUCCAUGUUGCCUAUCCUGAAUCCUGAAGCAUGUGAUGUUCCAGAUAACCUUCCUCUGCAAAAGGAUAAAAUAAAAAGCCUUCCAAAGCUGCCUAAAUCUGCACCAAACAUUCAGCUUCCUUCACUAACUGUGGCUCCUGGCCAGACAAUUCAGUUUUUAUUGAAGUUGACUCUUCCUCCAGAUUCAAAACUGAAUGAAGAAGCACCCAAUUCCUGGUUUAUCACCGCAGAAGAUAACACCUGGUUGCUUCAAGGACAGUGUCCGUCUGGAGAAAUAAAGGAUGUUUCUUGUCAAACUGUCAUUCCCUUUCAGUUACCCGGGCACUGUCUCUCGGCUGAGGCUCUCCUGGCUGUCAGAGCGUGCCUCUACUACUGCAGCGCAGGGAGCAGUGCCUGUAUGAUGGCAGGGGUCUCCUUCAGCCAGCCUUUACACAUCGCUGGUGCAAACCAAGGCAACUUGACUCAAGUUGAACUGAUCCACACCUUUUUAACCAACUAACCCAAAGGCAGCUCACGUCACGCUUUAUUUUACUCUCCGCUGUUUCUGCAGGAGGAGAUACGAGUAGAUAAUUGUCUGUCUUCUGACAAAGCUAAGAAAUAAUAUACUUGGUAAAAUGAAGUAGAGUUCCCUACAGCUUUCUGUGGAAAUUUUAUCACCACAACCUCAUUUCUUUUCAUUACAGUAGCAGCAAUAAUAUUGUAAUACACUAGACUCUGUUGCCAGUUGUGGAUACGUUGGAUGGAUGCCAUUCUAAGCAAUGAGCAACAACUUUGAGAGUCCUUUGGAAAGAGCUGGUGUUACUUUGUGAUGUUACUGUAAGAAGUUCUUUGCACUGCACACACUGUUAGAAUAGCUAGAUCAUUUUUGGACUAACACUUACAAAUUCCUUUUGUGCCCUUAUUAAAUUUUAAUAGAAUGUCAGAACAAAUAGUUUCUUUCUCUAGGUUGCAAAAGAAAUGUCUUGCUUAUUUUUCUGUGAUGGCAUUUGACACGUAUUUUGAAAAUACAUCUUAAACUAGGUGCAGCUCUAAUUUUAUGCAAACUGAGUGUUUUGCUUAACUAGAUACGACUGCCUUAUGUGAAGAGCAGAGUUUCAUGGAAGAAUUUCUGUGAAAUGAAGUGUUCAAGUUCCUACAGAAGGAUUUCAUGGUGAUUUCUAGCAAAGAAUGUGCCUCUCUAAUCUGUACAUAUAUAUAAAGUAAAAAACCCACAAAACCAUGCUGGAGUUUUUCUGAUACGUACCAAUUUACAUUUUGUAGUAAGUGGUAGAUAAUGGUUGAAUAUCUAAACUGCAAAAAUUAAAUGUCAACCAUUUCAAGCACAGUGAAUCACUUCCCUUUCCUACUAUUAUGAUUUCUCUGUAAAGACUUGUCUGAAGACUUCUGUCUUGCAAAUACAUAAUAUUAAGAAUAAUAUUAAGAAUAAUAUUAUACUCUUGAAGUCUGAUUCAGAGUCUUUUGAAGUCACUGUUAGUCCCCCGGUUUGUAAUAGCGGCCGCUGAACCAGAACAAUAUAUUUAAUAAUGGAUUAUUUACAUUCAUAUGUAAAGGUUAUGGACCUUUGCUAGAAAACUGGUAACCUAAUCUUUGAGUAAGGUGUUUUAAAACCAUAUUACAGAACAACCUUUGGUGGUUAAGUGUUUUGCAAGUAAAAUUCCUUCAAUUUGCCAUUGUAAGUAGCAGGAAUACAGGAGAGAAUGCAAGUUUUUUACUUGAACUGGAAGAGUUUUCACAGUUCUUAAGUGGAGUUGGAUUAGGCUCCGUGCUCUGAGAAGAUGAUUUUAAGUUUGAAGUUAGUAUUUUUACAUAUAUUAGAAAGUACAGUAAGGAAAGAAUUUUUAUAUAGUCGUUUCUAAAACAAUCACCAUUGUUCCUGACACCUGUCAGUAAAUCCCCAGCAUGAUUUGUUGUUGCUCUUUAUUACUUAAAGGCUGACUGAAAUGUUGGUCAUGAACCCAAGAGGCUUUUGUUUUAAGGGAACCAUAUGGACUGGUGUGGUUUUUCCUUCCAUUGAAAUGCCAGUCUAUCUGCGAGGUCUCUGCAGUACCAGAAAUGGUUAUUAUCUCACCUGUCAGCAAGGCAAGGGCUGAACUAUUAUUUUUCUUGUGUUUGUUUUUAAAGCAACUUUUCUAAUUCAGUGUUUCAGCACCUUUGGUUAACCCUCUCAGUUCUUACAUGCCAUUUUGAAGAAGGAGAAAGUUUUGCUACUUUGAUCACAGAUUGCAAAUGCUACUGGAAGUAUGAAAGUAAAGAAACCAAUUUGGGCAUUUAUCAUGUUUUAGAUUUUAGUACAACUCACUCCUUCAAAAUUUUUUUGGUAUUUUUUAACUUUGGAUUGUAUCCAGGAAACUUUAGAUAAGCUUCCAGCUAACUCACAAAUUUUCUGUUGCUUACUGAACAAAACAAGCAUUAGUUACAGAAGUUUAGAAUAGUGGACUAAGCUCUUACAGUUAUCUUGAAAAUAUAAUUCAGCAAAUGGAUUUUUUCCCCCUCUCAUUUUCAACUAGAAUGACAUUGUAUUUGUCUAUCUCAAUUUGAUGAGAUCAUGAAGUUCUGCCUGAAUUCCAUUAUUCCAAAAAAAAAAGGUCAACAAAUCUGUUUUCUUAUUGACACUUUUUAAUUACUGUAUUGCUGUGGGGAAAAGACCAUGUAUUCCUAACUUUAUUUAACUAUAGAGUGUAAUGUUUAAAUAUGGUAUUGUAGAUAUGUUUUUUCUAACUAAAUAUGUAAAUACAAAAGUGUGUUUAUGUCAUAUCCUUCUUGGUUUCAAGUUUUGACUUUUAGUAACUGUGUGUAGACACACUCAGAAGCUCUAAAAGCUUAUUGGGAGAGGGUGAUAGUAGGUAGUAGGAAAACCGUUACACAAACAUGAAGCUGAAAUCGAGGAUCAAGCUGUAGCCAAAUUUUACACGAUUAUAUUUCAAGGGAAAUAGUUUCAGCUUUACUAGUGGAGAACAGGAAUGUAUCUGUUUGAACCCAUUUUUUCUUUAAGUCCGUGUCUUGUGGCAGAUGACUGAAUCUUAUAGAAAUUAGGGGAGUGGGGGGUGGUAUACUAUAUCUGUGCUACCAUUACUCUUUCUACAAAACCUCAGAGCAUUUCUGCUACUGCACCAUAAUGGCUUUAUGCUAAAGGAGAGGCAGAAGGUGUGAUACCAUCUCAAAAAGACACACAGACCACUAUUUACAAGGAAAGACUGUAUAUCCCAAAACGCUUUCCCCCCCAUAUGCAGUAAGUCCUAACCCCUUUUAGGCAAGAACCCUUUUAGUUUUCACUGGAGAUCUGCUUUUCCUGACUCACUUUAGUGGGUUUCACACAGGGACACUGCUCCGAUUGUUCUCUUUCAUCAUCUUAGGAGCAUUUCAUUCUCAGUGUGCUCCAGCUCUCGCUGAUGAGGUUACUGGGGUUCCUCUGCUCCUCGCGCAGUCUGUGUGUUCACUGGCAUUUAAUACUAUGUUUUGUUUGUCCAAGAAAUAGCAUACACAUUCCUGGAGUCAUUCCUUCUGUUUCUCUUGUGGUGUACAGACAUUUGAACAUUCUACAAUUAGAAAAACAUGUUUUUUAGAAGCUCAUGAUGUUUAGGGAUACUAUUUCCUUUGCUUCCUCCAGGGUUUACAAGAUGCUUUUAACAGCAAAGCAACAAGUGCCAUAAAUGUAAUGAGGCAGGCAAACAGAAUAGCUUGUACAAGGUACAGAAAGUUAUUUCAGUUAAGUACCAGAAAGCAUCUUCAAAAUAUUAUUCAGAAAAAUAGAAAAUGUUAUUGCUGUGUCUCAAUACUGAAAAAUCAGAUAUACUGAUGACUGCUCUCUCAUUGUAUAGUGAUCUAAUUAUUAGUGUUUCCUGAUAGAAAAAUUCUGAGCAGGUUGGCUCAGCACUCCCAGAUUUGUAUCCUGCAGUAAGAGUAUGUGAUUCAAAGCCUUUUCAAAACAUGUCUUUCUGCUGACUUUAAUAGGAUUUGCAUCAGACCUUAAUAAAGUAGUGCAUUACUAUAGUACAUCUCUAUAGCAAAUCUCCAAAGAAUAUUGGUCGUGGUUGUAUUGUAUAAUGGAAACAAGUUCAGUGGCAUUUGCAGUUUAGUUCUAGUGUUUACUUUCCUGGAACAGCUUUUGGUUUUGAAUGAAUAUAUUAAUAGUUCCAUGAGAUGUUUUUAGAAAUUUAAUUUAAUUAUAGUACAAUAUUCUUCAUUAUACUAGGAAAAACAUAAUGUGGUUUGUAAGAGGGAGCGUAAUGUAUUUUAAUAGCUUUUUCAUGUUGUUUGAAUUCUGUAGUAACUUUCUGUUGUUUGUUCCCUUCUGUUUAAAGAAGAGGGGGGAUGCUGGCUGCGUAAACCUAGUGGUGGGCACAUAUUUUAUCCAUACAUUUUUAGUUGAUUCCUUUUUGUGUUACAGUCUCACAUGUCAUUUUAGGCUUUUCUACUGGAUGCACUUCUUCAUAGUUGGUGUUUCUGCUUGUAGAGCACUAUGUUUGUGUAACACUGUGGGAAUGCCAUGAUACAAAGCAAGUACAGGUGAGAUGAGUAACACAUGAGAAAGUAGUUUUAUAGCAUCAUGUAAAUGCCUUAUCUGCUUACCCUUAAACAAGGUGCAUAUGGCUUCCAGCACAUUGUAUAUAUUCUUAUUAUACUUUUUUUAUUCCGAUGGGCAAAUCUUGUAACUCAAAACAGUGGGUAAAACUAUUUUUUGUGAGAAUGUCAAGAAAUACUUAUUCUUGAUCUCUUGCUCAGAGGAGGAGGAUGAUCAGAAUGAAGUGACCUUCCUUCUCAUGCAGGGGCAUAUCCUUCUCUUCCUUUAAUUAUUAUUUAUUUUAGCAAAGAGACUUGUAUUAUUGACCAUAAAUUCUUUUGAAAUUUUGAUUCUUGACAAGGUUUUCUACAUACAUGGAAGCUUUAAAUGCCUGGCUUUGUAGAGUUACGAGGGAUGGCUUAUGGUUUAGCAGACAGUAAUAGAGAUUUAUGUACAUUCUUAGAUCUGUACUUUUUUAAAAUCGCUGUUAUUCAUUAAGACUUACCUCAGAGACAUGUUGCAGCUAAACCCCCACAGAAUUGUCUUAGUAAACUCUGUAUUGCAGCUCAAAUGUAAGUUUUCCUGCGUGUAUAAUGUGCAAGAGCUGCUGUGACAUGUUGUGUGUGUGUGUCCUCCAGGCUGCAUUUGUGCUACCUGAAGAGAAUUUACCAUGCAGCAGCUUAUCAGCCACACGCAGUAACUCUCAACUCAAAUCUGCCACCUUACUUGUUCAUAUAAUCAAUUAAAAUUACUGAUUUAUGUUAGAAAAGAUUUAGUACUUAGAAUUAGUCAUCAUAAUUUUAAUUUAAAUUGGUUUGUCAGGGAUUAGAGGAGCUUCUCUGUCCUGAGCAAGGAAAGUGUAGGAACGGUGACAAUUGUUGCCGAUAGUUGUUGAAAAAUGUGAGACCUGGUUAUUUUUUAAUUAAACCACCAUAUCUGUCUUUGUAUUCUACAACAGAUCAUGAAUUUACAAAUGGUAUUUAUAAUAUUUUACAUUCCGUUGUAUUCAUAUAACCAAAUAGGAUUACUGUCUUCCAUCCAAAGCAGCUGUUCUUCCGUUUUCAGGUUUCUGUACUAUCGUAUGUAAAAUCACUUACUCUAGUUAAGGAUUAGGAUUUAUUCUUAUUAAGGAUUCGGCACACCUGUGAUUGAGUUUCUGGGUUUAUCUUAGUUUCCUCUCAUAAUAUUAUGGGGGAUUUUGGUUAGGCUUUUUUGGAUCUAUUUUCUCCUCCUGUAGUUU